Molecule: messenger RNA, 2556 nt
Organism: Aspergillus piperis CBS 112811
Lineage: Eukaryota; Fungi; Ascomycota; Eurotiomycetes; Eurotiales; Aspergillaceae
Product: EstA precursor
Exons: 6
Coding region: 1-2556 (851 amino acids)
Molecular function (GO): carboxylic ester hydrolase activity
Source: RefSeq, a predicted model, not a curated record
AUGAUACGUCUGGUCUACCUAGCUUUGUUGUUCUCUACUGUUUGCGGUCUUCCAACCGCAACAAACCAUAGCGGACAGCCCGUAGUCGAUCUCGAGUAUGCCAAGUAUCAAGGCGUCCGUCUAGAAGGCGGAGUCGACGAGUUUCUUGGGAUGCGCUAUGCAUCUCCGCCAAUUGGUGAUCUAAGAUUUCGGGCGCCCCGGGAUCCGUAUGCGAAUCAAACGCUUCAGAGUGCGACGGAGUAUGGGCCAAUUUGCAUCGGGGUAGACGAGGAAGAGUCGCCUGGCGAAAUAAGCGAAGACUGCCUGUUUAUCAAUGUUUUCAAGCCAUCCACAGCCACGUCUCAAUCAAAGCUACCUGUUUGGCUCUUCAUACAGGGCGGUGGCUACGCAGAGAAUUCCAAUGCCAAUUACAACGGAACCCAAGUGAUACAACAGUCUGGUGACGCGAUCGUAUUUGUAACAUUCAAUUAUCGUGUUGGUGCCCUUGGCUUCCUGGCCAGUGAACAGAUUAGGCAGAACGGUGACUUGAAUGCCGGACUGCUUGACCAGCGCAAAGCUCUUAGAUGGGUCAAACAAUACAUUGAGAAGUUCGGGGGCGACCCCGACCACGUCGUGAUCCAUGGGGUGUCGGCGGGUGCUGGCUCCGUUGCCUACCAUUUAUCCGCCUACGGUGGUAAGGAUGAAGGGUUGUUCAUCGGUGCCAUUGUUGAGUCAUCCUUUUGGCCAACCCAGCGAACAGUAUCGGAAAUGGAGUUUCAGUUCGAACGAUUCGUCAAUGACACAGGCUGUUCUGUUGCUCGUGAUCCCCUGGAGUGCCUGCGGACACAGGACAUUGCAACCAUUCAGAAAGGGAAUACUGCCUCUCCCUUCCCUGGGGGAAGCAGCUCCCCGCUACCAGAUUGGUACUUUCUCCCUGUUACCGACGGCAACCUAAUUCCGCACGAGUUGUACCACGCGUUCGACGCAGGCAACUUCAUCAAGGUUCCCGUCUUGGUAGGCGACGAUACCGACGAAGGCUCUAAUUUUGCCUACAACGCUAGCAGCAGUGCAGAUGUGUCGCAAUUUUUCAAAAAUAACUAUCCGAAUCUCAAUUCCCAGCAACUUGACACCAUCAAUCAAGUUUAUCCUCGUGGCAAGCUGCUCCCACGGCACGCAGCAUACUUUGGUGCUUCCUCCGCAGCAUAUGGGGACGCAACAUUUACUUGUCCUGGAAAUCAUGUAGCGUCAUCAGCUGCCAGAUACUUACCAGAUGCAGUGUGGAACUACCGAGUCAACAUCAUCGAUGAAUCAAAUAUCGCUGGUGGCAUCGGUGUCCCUCACACGUUCGAGCUACCCGCGAUCUUCGGAGCAGGAUCGACCGGGACUCUCAGCAGUGACUCGUCGUAUCUGAGUUAUAAUGCAGCUAUAAUCCCCGUUACGAUACAUUACUUCAUCAGCUUUGUCCAGGCACUGAAUCCGAAUACAUAUCGAUAUGCAGCAGCGCCAGAGUGGAAUACGUGGGGGGAUGGGCAGCGUCUCCGGCUGCAGACGAAUAAUACUGCGAUGGAGGCUGUGCCGCCGAACUCGGUUCAGGAUUGUGCGUUUUGGAAGAGCCUAAGCGUGCCAAUGGAGCGGGUCAACAUGGCUGCCAAGGACCUGACGACGAGAGAAUGGAUCAAUGCUCUCAUUGAGCCUGGCUAUCUUCUAGUCUGGGCCCUGCGCUACUAUGUCAAGGUCAACCUCGAGACCGUCUUCUGCAAAGGACAAAUCCUCGCUCCUCUUCUCCACCAGAGCAGACUGCGUGAUGAAGCAUUCGGCAAAUUCUGGGUAGCUUUUAGCACAUAUCUCCAAGCAAACGCCCCAGCGUCACCACCACCCACCCAACCCCCAGACCAAAUCAUCCGCUCCUCAGACCUAAUCCCACCCCUCCUCGCCCGCGCCUCGGGCACCGUCCUCGACGUCGGCCCAGGCACAGGUACUCAAAUGCCCCUCCUCCGCUCCUCAGCCAUCAAGGCCAUCUACGGCGCGGAGCCCUGUCACGGCUUGCACGCUGAACUGCGCGCCAGCGCCACCUCCCAAGGUCUCGAGGAUAAAUACAACAUCCUCCCGUGCGGCGUAGAAUCCGCAGACCUUAUCCCCGCUCUUCAAAGACAGGGCCUUCUCAAGACGGACGCUUCAGACGUGCCGUCCAUCCUCGAAACCCUAUCCACGACUAGAGAAGGCGUAUUCGACACCAUCGUCUGCGUGCGCGUGUUAUGUUCAGUCCCCGAUAUGCACCGCACCGUCCAGGACUUGUACAAUCUCCUCCGACCAGGCGGGAAAAUGCUCGUUGUCGAGCAUGUAGUUAACCCGUGGCGGACGCCGAAGGGGUCCGUGAUCGCGAGAGCGUUCCAGGCCUUUUAUGGCUUCAUGGGCUGGAGUUGGUAUUUGGGAAAUUGCUGCAUGAAUCGGGAUACCACCUCGGCGUUGAAGCAUGCUGCGGAUCAGGAUGGUGGGUGGGAGUCGGUUGAGUUGGAGAGCUGGUUCGAGAGUACGCCGAUGCCGUAUGUUGCGGGCAUUUUGACGAAGAGGGGGUAA